AUGACAGUAAAAAAUCAAAAUAAGGAAAUUACAACCAAGGAUAUAUUCUUAUUUAUCCCUAAUUUAAUAGGGUAUUUAAGAGUUAUUACAGCAUUACUCUCAUUUAUAUGUAUGAAGAAUCACCCAAUUCCAACUUUAAUCUUCUACGGAAUAUCAGGUUUUCUUGAUGCAUUUGAUGGGUAUGCAGCCCGAAAAUAUAACCAAGGUACUAGGUUCGGGGCCGUUUUAGAUAUGGUAACUGAUCGCUGUGCAACAUCAUCACUAAUUGUUUACUUAGGAAUAAUUUAUCCAAGGUUUGCAGUUAUAUGGCAAGUAUUGGUGUCAUUAGAUUUGGCUUCUCAUUAUAUGCAUAUGUAUGCAAUGAUGUCUAGUGGUUCUUCAAGUCAUAAGAAUGUGGAUAAACAACAGUCUAAGUUGUUAUCGUUGUAUUACAAUAAUCGUACGGUAUUAUUUGUUGUGUGUUUAGUGAAUGAGUUGUUUUACGUUGCUCUUUAUAUGCAUCAUUAUGAUUUCUUUUGGCUUGGUACAGUCUUAUCUUGGUUGAGUGCUCCGAUAUGGAUAUUUAAACAAAUUGCAAACGUUGUGCAGUUGAAAGGAGCUGCUCUUAUUUUGGCUAGAAUAGAUGCAGAGGAUAAAAGCAAGCAAGAUUAA
Molecule: messenger RNA, 651 nt
Organism: Priceomyces carsonii
Lineage: Eukaryota; Fungi; Ascomycota; Pichiomycetes; Serinales; Debaryomycetaceae
Product: CDP-diacylglycerol--inositol 3-phosphatidyltransferase
Exons: 1
Coding region: 1-651 (216 amino acids)
Biological process (GO): phosphatidylinositol biosynthetic process
Cellular component (GO): membrane; Golgi apparatus
Molecular function (GO): CDP-diacylglycerol-inositol 3-phosphatidyltransferase activity
Source: RefSeq, a predicted model, not a curated record